AUGAGGACUGCAGUUCUGCUGUUUGUUGCGGGGUUGUGUGUGUUGAACGUCACAUUUUCACUGAAAAUCUGCGCUUUCAACAUUCAGAGCUUUGGUGAAGCAAAGGCAAACAACAGGAAGGUUAUGGGGAUUCUACUGAAGAUCCUUUCUCGGUGUGACGUGUGUCUUAUUCAGGAGGUCCGAGACUCUAAAGGAGAAGCAAUACAAGCUUUGGUGAAGGAUCUUAACAGAUUUGACAAAUCCAACUCAUACUCCUAUGUGGAAAGUGAAAGGCUGGGGAGGAAAAGCUACAAGGAACAGUAUGUCUACAUUUACAGGAACAAUAUGUUGAAGGUCAAAGAGCAUUAUCAGUAUCCUAAACUAGAAGAAGGGGCCAAUGACACCGAUGUUUUCUCCAGAGAGCCUUUCAUCGUCCGCUUUCAUUCCCCCACAACGCUGGUGAAGGAUUUUGUCUUGAUCGGCCAGCACACCUGUCCAAAAACUGCCAUGAAGGAGAUUGAUGAACUGUAUACUGUCUUCAAAGGAAUUUACAAGAAGUGGAAGACUGAUAAUGUGAUGAUCCUGGGCGACCUCAACGCCGGCUGCAGUUACGUCACCAUUAAGGGCUGGAGAGCUGUGCGCUUGAGGAGUGACCCCAAAUUUUGGUGGCUAAUUGGAGAUGAACAAGACACCACAGUCCGGAAGAAGACACACUGUGCCUAUGACAGGAUCAUUGUCCAUGGCCGUGAAAUGAUCUCUAGUAUAGUGCCAGGUUCAGCGCAGCCGUUCAACUUUAAAGAGAAUUUCCAUCUCUCUGAGGAAGAGGCUCUUGAGGUGAGUGAUCAUUUUCCAGUAGAAGUUGACCUGAAGCCCAACCACCGCUACCUGCUCCGCCAUGAGCUGUAA
Messenger RNA from Toxotes jaculatrix (banded archerfish), 885 nucleotides. It is a transcript of the gene dnase1l1l, whose product is annotated as deoxyribonuclease I-like 1-like. NCBI's taxonomy places the organism in Eukaryota, Metazoa, Chordata, Actinopteri, Toxotidae. The record is from RefSeq and is a predicted model, not a curated record. Bases 1 to 885 code for a protein of 294 amino acids. Gene Ontology annotation, cellular component: nucleus. Gene Ontology annotation, molecular function: DNA nuclease activity. The transcript has 8 exons. Gene Ontology annotation, biological process: DNA catabolic process.